AUGAGCUCUCCAAGAAUGGAUUCAGCUUUGGAAGAAGGUCAAAAGACACCAAGUGAACAGAUUAAGACCACACUGUUCUGGUUACGGUGGAAAUUUACUACAAAGGAAGGUUUGUUGGGUGAUUAUGACUACAAAUACCUUUUCACCCCAACAUACCCAUUUAAAAAUUUUAUUGAUAGAAGACGUGGUAUUGAACCUGUUGUUUAUGAUCAACCAUUUUUCGGUUUGAAUGAGGAAGUACCAGUUUUACUAGGGUUGAUUCUUGGUCUACAACAUGCAUUAGCCAUGUUAGCUGGUGUCAUCACACCACCUAUGAUAAUUGGUGGUAUUGCAAAUUUAGAUGGGGUUCAUGUCAAUUAUUUAGUUUCUGCUUCGUUAAUCACAUCAGGAAUUCUUUCAGCAGUACAGAUCACCAGAUUCCGCAUCCCGAAAACACCGUUCCACGUAGGAUCUGGAGUUUUGUCAAUUGUGGGGACAUCAUUUUCGGUUAUUGGAAUUGUUAGCAAGUCUGUUCCACUAAUGUACAAAACCGGAUAUUGUCCAGGCGGUGCCAAUAGUAAAGAACCAUGUCCGGAUGGAUACGGUGCAUUACUAGGUACUGCCGCUUGUUGUGCCCUCUUAGAAAUUUUAUUAUCAUUUAUGCCACCUGAUAUCUUACAAAGAAUUUUCCCCAAGCAAGUUACAGGUCCAGUGGUUUUGACAAUUGCGGUUCCUCUAAUUCAAACUGGUUUCCAAGAUUGGGUUGGUGGUAGUGGUUGUGUUGGUGAAAUUUGCCCCAGUAAAGGAGCACCGCAGGCGGCGCCCUGGGGGUCUGCUAAAUUUAUUGGAUUAGGAUUCUUGGUUUAUGUGACAAUUAUUCUAUGUGAGAAAUAUGGACCACCAAUUUUAAAAUCAUGUGCAGUUAUUGUGGGGUUGCUAGUCGGCUGUAUAGUAGCUGCUGCAUGUGGGUACUUCCAGCACGAUAUGAUUGACCAAUCCCCAGCAGCAACUUUCCUCUGGAAACAUACUUUUAAACUCCGAGUGUAUGGGCCUGCAGUAUUACCGUUCUUGGUGCUUUUCAUAGUUUUAACCCAAGAAACUAUCGGUGACAUUACCGCUACCAGUGAUGUAUCUAGACUAGAGGUCGAAGGUAAGGCUUUCGAAUCACGUAUUCAAGGUGCUGUUCUUUCAGACGGUCUCGGCGGUAUCUUAUCAUCACUAUUUACCGUUACACCAAUGAGUACUUUCGCUCAAAAUAAUGGUGUUAUUUCUCUGACUAAAUGCGCUAGUCGCCAAGUUGGUUAUUGGACUUGCUUCUACAUGUUAGUCAUGGGUAUAUUCGCUAAAUUUGGUGCUGCUAUAGUCCAAAUCCCCAAACCUGUUCUUGGUGGUAUGACGACUUUCCUUUUCACCACUGUUGCAGUGGCCGGUAUCGCUAUUAUUUCACAGAUUCCAUUCACUAGAAGAGAUAGAUUUAUCCUAACGGGUGCUCUAUUGCCAGGUUUUGCUGCCAUCCUAGUGCCUAAUUGGUUCGAUUACGUUUUUACGUACGAAGGUGACAACAAUGCAUUGAAAGGUUUCCUCAACGCUAUCGUUCUUAUCAUGGAGACAAGUUUUACUAUCUGUGGUAUAGUUGCUAUUAUUCUCAACCUGCUAAUACCACAGGAAUUAGAUGAAGAACUUUAUGACGAUAUCGAAGUUCAACAGGAGAACUUAAGCGUCUUGGAAGGCAGAAAGAGCCCUACAUUCAAGCCAGUUAUGUCCGGCAAAGAAGUGGAAGCUUUCGAGUUGACGAGUGAACAAAGGACCAGUGAACCAUAA
This is a messenger RNA of Zygosaccharomyces rouxii, 1800 nucleotides long. Its product is annotated as nucleobase:cation symporter-2 family protein. Lineage: Eukaryota; Fungi; Ascomycota; Saccharomycetes; Saccharomycetales; Saccharomycetaceae. Bases 1 to 1800 code for a protein of 599 amino acids. Gene Ontology annotation, molecular function: xanthine transmembrane transporter activity. Gene Ontology annotation, biological process: transmembrane transport; xanthine transport. The transcript has a single exon. Gene Ontology annotation, cellular component: membrane; fungal-type vacuole. The record is from RefSeq and is a predicted model, not a curated record.